ACCGGCGAGGCGUUAUUGGCUUGCGGUCCUCUUCGGCGGCCUUUCCCGCAUUCCAAAUCGGUUAAUCAGACUUUUAAGGAGUGCACGCGUCACCGGAUUGUGCUCCGGCGAUAGGGAGUCAGUGGUCGGACGGGCUAAGCGAGCGACGUGCGAGGGAGAAGAUCGCAUUUUUAGCUCUUUGCAGCAUUUUGGUUGGUUUAGGGCUUCCGGCAGUGGAAAGCAGCGGCGAGAAAAGAUGAGAUUUUGCGAGAGGUUCUGUGUGAAUUGCCGAAUGGAAGACAAGGGUUAUUGGCUUUGGCUUGCCAAAGUGAGUCGUUCUUUCCUGUUUGUAUAUAUUGCGCUCGGAUACGCUGUUCUUGAAUCAUGCAUUCAGAACUUCGUCAUACAUAGACCUUGGUUUGGAGAAGAAUGGUGCGCUCAGGCGCUCCUCGUCCAGGUAAACGAAGCCGAUCGAUUCCCCCUUCUCCCCUGAGAAGAAACUCUGGGAGGCCGGUUGGAAACCAUGCUGAAUCUGCCCCUUCUAGGCAGCAUACCUCUUCUUUGGUUACUCCUAGCCCCAACUUAGACACCACCAGCAACAUGAGUUUCUUGAAUGAUACCUCAACUGUGUCUUCACUCCCUGAUCACUCAUCUGGAGGCGGUCGGCCUGUGGCAGCCGGUGGGCUCAUGGCCACAUCGAGGAAUUUCCAACAGCAAAGUGGCGGCGGAGGAGCACCGGAUGUGCUAGGCCCUGCAAAGUUUGAUCCUCGUGCGUUCACUUCGACUUCUCCCACAGCUCAGGGGCAACAGCCCCACAAUCUCUAUUCUAGUCGGAUGUCUUUGGAUCAUUCACAGCCUGAUCAGCUCAAUAUGAUGCAGAAUUAUCAAGGAUCAUCCUCAAUGCCUCACAUGCAGAGGCAAACAGAGCUCAGGGAAGGGUUGGGAAAUGUUGGCAGCGCCGCAUUUGUUAACAUGGAGCCUCAGAUGGGUUCUUCUGAUCAAAAUGGUCCGCUACAGCAUUCUCAGUCUCCGUGCCACACUGGUACUGUGAAUUUGGAACCACACCAGGUGCACUCCGGUAGAGGCUUGGGCCCUGGUAAAAUGGAAAGUGAGCAUUCUUAUUCGGCACUGUUCCUGCAACAGCAGCAGGAGCAGCAGUUGUUUAAAAAGCCUAGGCCACGUCCAAAGGCAGCAUAUGAACAUAUUAGUAUGCAGCAGCAACAGUUGCUUCAAAUGCCUGGUCCACCUUCACAGGCAGCAUCUGCACAGAUUAGUCCACAGCAGCAGCAGAUCCUUAGAAGCAUACCUCAGCAACAAGACCAGUUGCAAGCUGUAGAACCUAAAGUAAAAUCCACUCUGUAUGAGCCUGGAAUCUGUGCUCGACAUUUGACCCAUUACAUGUAUCGAAAGCAGCAUAGGCCACAUGAUAACAAUAUUGGGUUUUGGAGGGAACUUGUUGCUGAAUACUUCACUCCUAAUGCCAAGAGGAGGUGGUGUGUUUCUCUCUAUGAAAAUGGACCCCAAACUACUGGCGUUUUUCCUCAGGAUAUAUGGCAAUGUGAAAUAUGUAAUCGCAAACCUGCUCGUGGCGUUGUGACAAAUGUCGAAGUUCUACCAAGGCUAUUACAAAUCAAGUAUGCUAGUGGUAUUUUGGAGGAACUACUCUAUGUUGAUAUGCCUCAAGAAUAUCAAAAUGCAGCAGGUCAGAUUGUCCUUCAAUAUGCUAAAGCAGUUCAGGAGAGUGUGUUUGAGCAGUUAAGGGUGGCACGUGAAGGUCACCUAAGGAUUGUUUUCUCUCCUGAGCUGAAGAUAUGUUCCUGGGAAUUUUGUGCUAGACAUCAUGAGGAGUUUAUUCCUCGACGACUAUUCAUGCCUCAGGUAAAUCGACUUAAUGCCCUGGUUCAGGAAUAUCAGAAUUCGGUGCAAAACUCAACUUUUGGUUUAUCAGCUUGGGAAUUAGAACGUACCUGUAAAUUACUUAUGGAAACUGCUGGUCAAUUGGUUAAGGCUUUGGAGGUGCCAGUGGUAAAUGAUUUGGCCAACAAGAAGUGUUAUCUUCGUUGCCUUCAGAUUUUGGAGGUGCUCGACAGCAUGAAAGAUCUGAUUGAUUAUAGUAUACAAACAGGGACUGGCCCUAUAGAUAGUUUGAUCAACUUCCCGAAGAGGACUGCUUCUUCUUCAGUGCUCCAUUCUCAACAAGUCCAACAACCUGAUGUUCAGCAAACAAUUCCCCAAUAUACAAGCCAAUGUGAUCAGACAUCUGCUUAUGCAACUCGUGUGCAGCUUUUAUCAGCUAGUGGUAGUCUAACGAGUGUUGCUAAUACCCUUAACAAUUUACCUUCCACCUGUACCACAACUACCACCGCUGGACUCCGUCAGAACUCUUUGAACUCAAGGCAGGACAACCGGAGUAGCAAUGUAAAUGGUCCACAUACUGGGAACACUGUUCCGAUACCACCAGCUAGCUCCAUUUCAUUGCGUCAGUCGCAGCCUAAUGUUUUUCCUCGCACUCCAUCUUCCAUACCCUCCACGUCGAACAAUAUCCUCGCUUCCUCUGAUAACAUUGGUCACCUAAACUCUGUUAAUUCACCUGUGAAAGCGUCUACCAUGAAACAACCAUUAACAGAGUCUCAAGAAGAUGAUCAAACUGAAAGCCCUAGUGUUGAUCGGACAUUACAAGAGAUGAUGACCUCUCAGCGCACUGGUGUUAGCUCCCUUGGCCAUGAGGGCAUCAGUGGAACAGGAUCAGGAAUCACUGGUGAAAUUAGACCAUUGAAAACUGCUGGAACAUCUAGAGGAGAAAUGGCAAAAAACACUGUGGCUAUGAAUGAACAGGCUGGGAUAAACUACAGGUCAAAUGAUCCAUCCGAUGUGAUCCAUCAGCAGCAGGAGGAUAUGAACAGGCUUUUUGAUGGCCUCGAACCACUCGACAACUUCGACAUUCUUCAAUUAAUUCAGGAACUCUCCCAAUGAUAUGGUAACAGUUUAAGGAGUUGCUUGAAAACAUCAGAUUUUUCCAGAGGAGCUCUUUGUAAGUCCUAUACCCAACAUUCUUUUGUUUUAUAUAAAAAUUUUUGACGCACUGAAAGAGCUUAUGAUUGCGAAGGGCAGAGAUAUGUGAAUGAGAAUUGCAGUGAUUUUGUUUCCUUUAUCUUACUCCGGUGCUGUGUGCUUGCAACCAUGCAAGUUUGUUAGUGGUAAACUUAAUACAGAUAGAAUCCAAUCCAUGCUACAUGCUGACUUGCUCUCUAAAGCUACAUGAACAAUUGUUGAACUUGUUAUUGUAGUUUAUUUAUCCAUUAAAACUGAAUGAAUUAAUGUACCUUGUUCUUGCUGUGAUUGUGUUAAAGUCCAAGCAUGAACUAAUUGAAUUGACAUAUCCUUGUUUUUCUUCCUAAAAUCUCUGUCGCACUUGGGUAAUGAAGAUUAUGCUCUCUCUGUCUUUGAACCUACCUGAACAAUAGUUAUUUGUGUUAUCAUGUAUCAUUUGAACUAGGAGACUACAUAACAUGCAGUCUCAUUCAUCUUGGUUUAUGUUAUCUUGUACGGAUUACCUGACUUGGGAAGAGGUUUGAGCUGUCUCAAGUGGAUAGAAAGACAUGGUUACUGUGACUAUGACUUUAACCAUAUAUCUCACAUAGCCUCUGAAGGCAUUCCAUCGGGCACCUUACAAGUGAAGCUAUGUCAGAGUUCCUCAGACUGCAGUUGAUAGUGAACCAACGCAGAGAGAUUAUGACCAAAGUAGACUCAGAGUUGGGUAGUGGGGGCACAGUUAAAAGCAAAUUUCCAAGAAACAGGAAAUCUAAGACACUCGCUGUUUUCAGCUGAAGUGAUGAGUGAAGGAGCUGAGUGACAUGAUGACACCCAGGAAGCUGAGACAUGAAGGAAUCUAAUAAAGAUGUUGAUGUACUGGAUCUUGGAUUCUGGGCAACAAUCCGACAGCUUUCAGCUGUCAAUUUGGGUUGCUGGGUCGGUGUCUGAGGUAUGCCGAGGAACAGCCAACCAUGAAGACCGAAGGGACACAGCCUGUUUGGUCCAAGA
This is a messenger RNA of Musa acuminata AAA Group (dessert banana), 4020 nucleotides long. RefSeq names its product transcriptional corepressor SEUSS-like. The coding region runs from base 409 to 2952 and encodes 847 amino acids. Gene Ontology annotation, biological process: negative regulation of transcription by RNA polymerase II; positive regulation of transcription by RNA polymerase II. Gene Ontology annotation, cellular component: nucleus; transcription regulator complex. The transcript is spliced from 11 exons. The record is from RefSeq and is a predicted model, not a curated record. Lineage: Eukaryota; Viridiplantae; Streptophyta; Magnoliopsida; Zingiberales; Musaceae.